AUUCAUUUGUGUGUCCCAGGGCCCCUUCAUUCUUCUCAUGCCGGCUUGGUGUUCGAGGCCUCCCCCUUUGAGGUGGAACGCACCUCUUGGGCGCCUCUGAACCCACACGGGGCAGUCAGGAGGAAGGUGCGAGUCGGGGGGCGACGCAGCACGUGCAUCGACGCGCGGCCCCAGGGAGGCCAGAGCAGGUGGGCCGCUCCGGCCAUGUGGGCAGCCUCUUGUCAGGGGGGUCCCCGAGUUCGUCCUGAGGUUGCUGUCGCUCCGCUGGAAGUGUCAGCGCCCCUGGGCAAGGUCCUGGCAAGUGAGCCCCCGGCAGCGCCCUGCGACUGCGAGGAGGGGCCAGUCGUCGAGCACCCGGCUCCGCUCCCGGGGAAGAACCCGUUCAACCUGUCGCAGAACUUCGUCGGUCGGCUUGGUGGCGCUUUCUCGUUCAUGUGCACGCUGACGAUGGAAGGCAUCGAUAGCUGGACGCGCGUGUUCGACUUCUCGCUCCAGGCUGACGAGGACAGCAUCACCGCUGGAGCUAUCGACCUCACGAACCACCUGCACUUCACCGUCUUCCGGGGCAAGAAGCCGAUCAGCGUGCGCGUGGACAACUUCUUCGAGCUCGGGAAGGAGUUCACCAUGCUGUGCACGGUAUCGGACGCCGGGCACAUGCGGGUGUUCAAGGACGGCGUGCUGGUGGGCGAGAACCCCGACGGCUUGGCCCCCCUGUGCAUGGAGAGGCCGCGCAUGUUCGUGGGCGGCCAUUUCCAGUACCACAACCAGUCCUUCCGCGGCAGUAUCAGCGGCGUCAAAGUCUGGAACCGGGAGGUCCUCCCCGAGCCAGCGCCGGCGGCCGCCCCUGCGUGCGCGGAGGGGGGCGCCCUGGGCGCGGAGGCCGCGGGCGGGGGCUGCGGCGGAGCCCACGGAAGGGAGGUGGCGAGGGAGGCGGCGAGGGAGAUGGUGGGUAGCCUCCGCGACGCCUCGCUGAUCGCAGGAGCGCAGUAG
This is a messenger RNA of Prorocentrum cordatum, 990 nucleotides long. The record is from the annotation of a GenBank genome assembly. Lineage: Eukaryota; Dinophyceae; Prorocentrales; Prorocentraceae.